Bombyx mandarina (wild silkworm) is the source of this 443-nucleotide messenger RNA. RefSeq names its product IMFamide (gene IMFa). Lineage: Eukaryota; Metazoa; Arthropoda; Insecta; Lepidoptera; Bombycidae. The record is from RefSeq and is a predicted model, not a curated record.
CUCGGGAUUAGACAUCAGUUGACAGCUGACAUCGGUCGGGUUACCAAGACAGGAAAAAUAACAUAAAAGAUGUCGAGAGCUGUAAUGAGAAUGACAGUCACUUUCUGCAUUGUAGCCAUUUUGCUGUGUCUGUUGGACUUCAGCGAGGCUAACUACAAAAACGCACCGAUGAAUGGAAUUAUGUUCGGAAAAAGGGGACCUACGGAUUAUGAUUCACGUAGCAAGACUUUCACUGCUUUGUGUGAGAUUGCUACCGAAGCUUGUCAGGCGUGGUUCCCGACACAAGAAAAUUAGAAUAUCUCGUAGAUUCGUAGAUGUCAACAACGGCGACUUGAAUAAACUUCAAACAAAAUUAUGAAAAUGAAUACAUUUUUGUCAAUUUUGUAUUAGUUGUAGCUGAAUGCUUUUUAGGACUAAAUUCUUUAAUUCUGAGUCUUUAUAAG